Molecule: messenger RNA, 612 nt
Organism: Rhagoletis zephyria (snowberry fruit fly)
Lineage: Eukaryota; Metazoa; Arthropoda; Insecta; Diptera; Tephritidae
Source: RefSeq, a predicted model, not a curated record
AAGGUGAGAAAUUCAUCAGCACACCGACACCAUCCCCACUCAAAGGAUCGGGCCUGAAAAUGUCAACCGGAAUUAAAAUCCGUGGCAAUGCUUGUUGGUUCUUGGGAUUUCAAUCAGAUGCGUAUUUCCGUAUCACAAUUGGAGUUGUUGUCUGAGCAAAUUCAGUUGAAAGCUCCAUCAUUUGUGGUCACUACCAUCAAUCAAAACAAGCACAUCCACGCGCAUUUAUAUCCAAUGGUGUUUAUUUACACCUUAGAAAUAUUUUCGAAUGUUCAUAAAACUUUGAUACUUCGUACAUACCCAGCCAGCAAGAAAACAUACAUUUUACGAACUUUUUAUCCACGACUUUUCAUCCAGUUUCUCUUCAAGAAAAUAUCCAGUUACGAGCUCGUUUACGAUGAUUUUGUUGGGUGGGUCUACAAAACGUCUAACAGCUAUGAUUGUGUCGCCCUUGCUUCUUUAUCGACUGCGCUAUUAAUAUUGUGGACUUUAUUGAAACUCUUUUUAGAGCAUGUGGCAUCACGUUCACAGCAAACCAUGUAGUUUGCGGGGAGCAUUUCGCGAGCUCGGAUUUGAUUGGUGGCGCACAACCAACGCACUUGAUGCCCAACU